Molecule: messenger RNA, 2483 nt
Organism: Prorocentrum cordatum
Lineage: Eukaryota; Dinophyceae; Prorocentrales; Prorocentraceae
Source: the annotation of a GenBank genome assembly
AGACAGCUUGGCGCCGCACCCCCAGCGGCCCCCGUGCCGCGCUGAGCGCCGCCGAGGGGCCGCGGGCGCUCGCCAUGAUGUGGGGAGCCGCGGUCGCCACUGUGCGCGCCCCCUCGGCAGCGGCGGCCACGGCCGCGGCUCGCGCCGCCGCUCGCGGCCAGCGGGCGACAGGAGCCGCCGAGCGCGCCCUGCCAGCAGCGGCCGCCGGGGCGGCCGCGCCGCCAGUGCUCCUCGCGGUGCCGGAUGCUGUACGAGCGGAAGACGCCCCCGGGUUCCCAGGACCUCGAGAAGCUCACCGUGGCACAGCUGAAGGAGUUGCUCAGGGAGGCGGGCCUGAAGGUGUCUGGCACCAAGGCCGAGCUGAUGGCACGCCUGGACGCACAGGAGCCGCCGGGGCCCGCGCUGGCGGACCCCGAGGAGGACCACUUGCUCCAGUCUCUGCGGGAGAGCUUCCCGUGCGCGGUGCAGUUCAACCCCGGGCAGCGUACCGUGAUUGAGGCCGUGCUGAGGCGCGAGUCCGCGGCGGCGAUCUUCCCCACGGGCGGCGGGAAGAGCCUCUGCUUCCAGCUCCCGGCGCUCCAGCUCGACGGGCUCACCCUGGUGGUCUCGCCUCUGAUCGCCCUGAUGAAGGACCAGGUGGACCAGCUGCGGGCCCUGGGGGUCGGGGCGCAGAUGGUCGCCUCCUCGCUGGAUUUUCACGAGCGCGCAGCCGCGUGGCAGGAAGUGCAGGAUGGCACCGCUCGCGUGCUCUACUUGGCGCCAGAACAGCUGAUCAACGAAGGGACGCUGGCAAAGCUGAGCCAGUGUAACAUCGCUCUGCUGGCCGUGGACGAGGCUCACUGCAUCAGCGAAUGGGGGCACACGUUCCGCCCGAGCUACCUGCGCCUAUCCGAGUUUGCCGCGGCCUCCAACCUCCAGGUCCUCUGCCUCACGGCAACGGCGACCGAGGAAGUGGCCAAGGACAUCUGCGCCGAGUUCCGCAUACCGGCGGCGAACUGCGUCCGGACCGCCUUCCACCGCGGCAACCUUAGCUUGAAGUGUGCCUUCCCAGAGUCUGAGCAGGACCGCGAUGCACUCCUCGUGGAGCGGCUGCGCACCCAGGACCCAGGGCCGACGAUCGUGUACACGACGCUGCGGCGGACCGCUUCAGAGGUCGCAGGGACUCUCAAGGACAAUGGCCUCGACGCCGAGGCCUACCAUGCUGGGAUGAACACCGAGGAGCGGACGCGGAUCCAGGAUUGGUUCAUGGGGUCCGACUCCAGGAUCGUCGUCGCCACCAUCGCUUUCGGCAUGGGCGUGGACAAGGCGAACAUCCGCUACGUCUACCACUACAACUUCCCGAGCUCUCUCGAGAGCUAUGUGCAGGAGGUGGGCAGGUCCGGGCGGGAUGGCCUGCCGUCGACCUGCGAAGUGCUCUUCCGCGCGGAGGACCGGGAGAAGCUAGAGGAGUUUGCUCGCGGCAGCACCCCAGACAGCCCUGAGCAGGUGCAGAAGCUCUUUCAGGAUUUCUUCGCAGCCGGCCCAGGGAACGACCCGCUCCGCCCUGGGGCGCGCCUCGAGGUCUCUGUUUCCAAGCUUGCGAGCGACCACGGCCUGAAGAGCGACAUUGUCCACAGGCUUCUUGCAUACGUGGAGCACUACCACAAGCACAUCUGCAGAGGCACCCCCCGUUUCGCCGCGUACGACGUGAAGGCGGUCGGCGGCGCCCUUCCGGACACGGUCUCCGGGCUCUUCGACCAGAGCCCUGCUGGGGCAGCCCUCCGCGACCACUGCGUCUCCCGUCGGAUCUGGGCCUGCGUGGACGUGGAGGCCGCUGCGCAGGAGAGCGGGCUGAAGCGCGAUGAGCUCGAGGGAGUGCUCUUCGCCCUGCAGACGCAGGGGCUGGCGGAGGUGAAGAGGACAGGGCUGGUGGAUACCUACAAGGUGCACUCGGUGCCGGCGGACCUGGGGGCCCUGGCGGCGGAGGAGUUUGCGCGGACGAAGGUCAUAGAGGAGCGCGCGCUCGCGCGAAUCCAGGACGUGGUGGCCUUCCUCGAGGCCGGAUGCCCGUCGCAGGUGCUGCUGGAGCGCUUUGGCUCGGCGGACGAGCGCCGAGAGCUACACUUGGGGCUGGAGCUGUAGCGAAGGACAUGCUCCACCCUGCGCAGUUUCGCCGAGGCACUAGGGGGCACUCCCCAAGGAGCCGUAGGCAGAUGUCGGCUGCCUGCGACCAGCAUCCUCAUAUGAUGUAGAGGGCACAGAGGCGGAGGUAGUGGUUGAGGCGCGGAAAUCCCACAAUAAUCGUGCAGAAUGCGCGCCAGGCUGCGCAAAGCGGGGAGCAGCUGGCGCUGGGGGUGGUGGUGCACUUGCACAGCAAGUGUGCGCGGACCCGUUUUCCACGACGCCGCGAUGCAUGAAUUCUCGCUCGCCGCCGACUGAUGUGUGUGCGUGGUCGGGUGCGACGCGCUGGAAAGGCCUUCUCAGCCGUCGCUCGUGCUUCUCUC